Anopheles funestus (African malaria mosquito) is the source of this 911-nucleotide messenger RNA. RefSeq names its product cytidine deaminase-like. NCBI's taxonomy places the organism in Eukaryota, Metazoa, Arthropoda, Insecta, Diptera, Culicidae. Gene Ontology annotation, molecular function: zinc ion binding; cytidine deaminase activity. The record is from RefSeq and is a predicted model, not a curated record. The transcript is spliced from 4 exons. The coding region runs from base 159 to 683 and encodes 174 amino acids. Gene Ontology annotation, cellular component: cytosol.
UCACACUAUAUUUACCACUAUUAACUUUCUCGCGCGCCAUAUGUUGCAUACACGCAGACGGUCCAUUUAAAACAAACAUUUCUCGUAAUCUCGCCUACCGUACAACGAACAGCUGAUUCGUGAGCGGGGGUUCAAAUAAAAGCAGCCACACGAUUAGAAUGUGCUUAUUUGAGAACCUAACGCGGAGUCCUAAACGUCAGUGGACUUUCAUAAUGAACAAUAACAUCAAUGGAAAGGUCGAUGGGCAGAAUGUGGUCGAAUAUUCUACGUUAGAUAGUUCCGUGAAGGAAUUGAUCGAGGCAGCUAUUCAAGUACGGAACAACGCCUACUGCCCGUACAGCAACUUUCCCGUUGGAGCAGCGUUAAGAACCGCUACGGGUGAAAUCGUGACCGGAUGCAACGUGGAAAAUGGCACAUUUGGACCGUCCGUAUGCGCGGAGCGAACGGCCGUUUGCAAAGCUAUUAGCGAGGGACAUCGCGAGUUCACCGCGGUGGCUGUCGCGGCUUAUCAGGAGGCAGAAUUUACGGCACCCUGCGGUACCUGUCGCCAGACACUCUCGGAAUUCAGUGCGAAAGAUAUACCCAUCUAUCUGGUCAAGCCUUCGCCAGUGAGGGUCAUGAUAACAUCGCUAUUUAAACUUUUGCCACACGCCUUUUCGCCCACCUUUCUUAACAACAAAUAGUCCACAGUGUGGGACGUGCUGGGUGUGUGGGAGGCACAAGGAAGGCGCACAAAAUAUCCAAUAACUUAACUGCAGAGGUGAAUUGUGCGCGCGUUAUCUACCAACAGCAGCCAAUGGGAAGCUAUCUUAUCCGAGCCCGCAUCUUAUUUCGGCACACCCUCUCUAGCAUAAUCUAAAACAAUGUAUAGCUAUGUAAUACAUACAUGCUUGGCGAGACAAGCUUCGGUA